CUAUUCCUAUUAAACUCUACGAACCCCUAUUACUGUUACCCACAAUUUAAACUCUCAUCCCUCACUUUCUGAGUCUCCCUCUCACUCUCUCAAGUUUAAUUCAAUUUUUUUUUAUUGAAAUCAGUGAAGGCUGCAUUAGAGAUAUAUUAUUGCCAUUUUCAGUCAAAUAUGUUUAUAAUUAAAAAUAAAUAAAUAAGAUUGUCUUGCUGUUGUCACCAAAUGCCAAAUAUGGACCCACAUGGAGCAGGACCCUCUAUACGGACUUUGUUGACGAGGCAGGAUGAGCAUCGUUCAAGUUUGCUUUGGGAUGCUCAUUUGGAAGGCGAGGAUGUGCUAGGUGUAUUGACUUGUCGUCACCGAGAGAAAGGUCUGCUUGAAGGUGGGUUAGAUGGGUUAGAUCCGCGAAUUGUCGCUUAUAUCAUUGAUGCGGGGUUAGAUGGGCUACUUCGGGUCCCACAUAUGGACCUUGACCACGCAUUGAUCACAUCGUUGGUGGAGAGAUGGCGGCCGGAGACGCACUCAUUCCACUUGCCCCGCGGUGAGAUGACCAUCACACUACAAGAUAUGGAGGUUAUAAUUGGGGGUUCCUGUGGAUGGCUUGCCGGUGGUGGGAUGUACAUCCCCGCCGAUCAAUUGGCGCGACCUCUGCGGCAAGUUGCUAGGGCAUAGGCCGCCAGAGAGAGAACUUGGUAAAAAUAAGAACACUGGAGUGAUGGAAGGGCCGAGGGUAAAAGCCAAAUGGCUUGAGGAUCGGUUUAGCAACCCUCUCCCGGUUGACGCCCCUGAAGGGCUUGUGCAGAAGUAUGCUCAGUUUUAUAUAGUGGAGAUGUUAGGUGGUACGCUGUUUAUGGACAAGUUUGGAGAACGGAUCUCAAUUAGGUAUCUGCAAUUUUUCGAUCCAAUCAGCAACGGAAAGAAGUAUAGUUGGGGUAGUGCAGCACUAAGUUGGCUCUAUAGACACCUCUGUAAUGCAUCAGAGAAGACAGCCAAGCAGAUCGGCGGUGCACUGCUAUUGGUGCAGUUGUGGGCGUGGGCGAGGUUUCCACACAUAUGUCCUGUGAUGAGGCAUCCACACCAGGCACUGCCUCUAGGUCCACUUGCUAUCAGAUGGAAAGGGGCUAAGAUAACAACUGAACAUUCAAUGCACGUCCUACGUGCCUAUUGUGUGUCGCUUACUUCACUACGGCCAAAUCAGAUUGUCUGGGAGCCGUACAGAAAUUAUUUGGGUUCCCUGCCCGCAUAUUGUACGGCAGGCCAACACAUAUGGAGGUCUAUCGUACCGCUCAUACAUUUUUGGGUGGUUGAAGGCCAUCAUCCCGAACGUGUUCUCCGACAGUUUGGGAUGAAGCAAGGCAUACCAGUCGAUGUUGAUACUUCAAUUGAACUGCACAAGAUAACCCUCCAGGGCAAGCACCAUCAAGAUUGGGUUGAAGUAUAUGCCCCGCAUAUUGCUAAAUGGGUUGCGCACGACAUAAUUGCUGAUGCACCGCCCUUUCAUGGGGAGAUGAGCUACAAUGACGAGUAUAUGGUGUGGUUUCGUCCCCGCACUGUUCGCCAUAUUACAAAAGAGACUUCGUACUGGGACACUUUGGUUGAAUCGCAGUUGAGCAUUUUGGCGAAGUGCGAACCAGGGUCUAAGAUUUACACCAACUCUAUUAAUGCCUUGCAAGUUGUUGAAGAGAUUGGUCGGUUAACCUUGGACCAUGCACGCGAGGUGGGCAACACAAGUGAACCGGCUGUAGGUCGUGGUCGGCAAGCAGGUGGACGUCAAAGGCAUAGAGGCCGUCAAUCUAGUCAGCGUCAUACAUCUAGUCGGCCUUCCACGUUUGGUCAGCGUCACACACCCGUGCCCACAUCUAGUCGACGUCCCACGUCUAGUUAAUGUCAUACAUCUGGUCCGCGUGACACACCCGUGCCCUCAUCUAGUCGGCCUCACACACCCGUGCCUAUAUCUAGUCGGCGCCACACACCCGUGCAUGACCACACCAUGGAGGAAGCAAGUCAGACAACAGAUGAGAUGUGUUUGGACAUUGCUUAUGACAUAGGCUCCAUGGCACACGAUGAUGCGGGUCCAUCCCAUACAUUCCCAUUGACUACCGGCACUGCCCCCACAGUUGUACAUGGUAGAGAUGAGAUGAGGUCCAUGCCCACUCUUGGGCGACCCACCCCUGGUGCUGUCCCCCCUGAGUUUGUGCAUACCGAGUUCAUCCAGACACAGAUACCCACCCCCCCACCAGAGCCUUCGCACAUUGAGGCCUUCCACGUUUGGUCAGCGUCACACACCCGUGCCCACAUCUA
Quercus robur (English oak) is the source of this 2298-nucleotide messenger RNA. RefSeq names its product serine/threonine-protein phosphatase 7 long form homolog. Gene Ontology annotation, biological process: meristem development; meristem maintenance. The coding region runs from base 713 to 1882 and encodes 389 amino acids. The record is from RefSeq and is a predicted model, not a curated record. The transcript is spliced from 5 exons. NCBI's taxonomy places the organism in Eukaryota, Viridiplantae, Streptophyta, Magnoliopsida, Fagales, Fagaceae.